Moneuplotes crassus is the source of this 1006-nucleotide messenger RNA. NCBI's taxonomy places the organism in Eukaryota, Ciliophora, Spirotrichea, Euplotida, Euplotidae. The record is from the annotation of a GenBank genome assembly.
AUGCUCAAAUUUGACUUCGCACUGCACAAGAAGGGUAAUCUUCAUAGUGAAAAGAAGAUCAGACUUUUUCAGCCAUCGACUAAUUGGAGAAGCAAUCGACACAGAAGAUGCCUUAUAAGCAAUCUUCAAGAAGACAAGAGAAAAAGAAGGAAUUUAUCAAAUGGGAUCUCAAAAUCGAUGACAGAUUCAAUAAAAUCGGUCAGAUUUCAAGACCAAAAUUCGCAAAGUGACCUCAACGAAAUUGUUGAUGGCACUCUUAAGAAAUUGUCUGAAGAUUAUGACUCAUCACCAAAGAAGCCUCUUGACAGGAAGAUGGAUUUCUUUUACUCCUCAUUUGAUGGCAGAUCACAUCGGAGCUCAAACUCUUCCAAUUCAACUCUUCAUAUAACCUCACUUGAUGGCGACGAGGGAGAUUGCUUUGGCUCUGCAAAUGAGGGAAGAAAUUGGUCCCUCAUUGCUAAGAAGAUCCUUGGCUCUGAAAAUCAGGAGUACAACCAGUUCUUAAAGUCGGUCAACAAGAAAAUGUUCCGUGAGCUCUUGCACAAAGAGCAAACCCAUGGGCAUAUCAAGGGGGUGAAAAAUCUACAAGAAUUGAUGAACCCUAAGAAUCCGGUGAGUCAAUUACUGACUAAAUUGAUCUUGAAAAAUAAGAAACUGACCCAAUUAAGAAGAAGAGAUAGGGAAGAGUCUACAGUGCAUAUGCCAGAUAUUAGGAGGUCCUCUCCUGCAUGUCCGAAUAAAGAGUCUAUGGAUGAAUAUGGAUGCUCAAUUUCUCAUAUCAAAGACUUCCUACAACUUAAGAAAGCCAAGAAGAGGGGCAUUUCCAAGCGCAGAAGCAGGAAAUAUGUCGUGAGGGGCAGGUCUCAGAAUAAGAUCGUGUAUGAGAUCAAGGGAGGAUCUGUACAUAGAAAAGUGCUCCAGAAGUAAGGGAUUAGGUUAGUCUAAUCAGAUUGGCUCUCUCUCCUUGCAUAUUUGUAACAUAUAAGGUCGUAUUAAUUCAUUUUGU